Molecule: messenger RNA, 486 nt
Organism: Aphis gossypii (cotton aphid)
Lineage: Eukaryota; Metazoa; Arthropoda; Insecta; Hemiptera; Aphididae
Exons: 2
Coding region: 17-463 (148 amino acids)
Source: RefSeq, a predicted model, not a curated record
CCCCGUCUCAUUAAAUAUGUCAAAUUUAUUCACUUCGUAUAGUGCUAUAACUCCACCUGAAGCAUUUACAUCGGAAUCAUACUCACCAGAUAUGUUCCCUUCGUCAUCGGAACUGAUGGAUGGAAAUCAACAGAGAGAAUUUUCCCCUAGUAUGUUAGACUUGCCGCAGUUAAGGACACCCAGCGAGUAUCAUAAAUUAAUCGUUGGAAUAAUGGAAACUUCUACACAAUCUUCGAUGAGACCUACUACGUCUAAUGAUUGGGGAGAUGACGCUAAUGAAAAUGCUGAGUUGUGCAAACACAUGGACCAGUAUGAACAAUCGAUUGUGAAAAAUGCUGCUUCUGAUGACUGGGCCAACAACGAAGAAGAAAAUGCUGAAUUAAAUAAACAUAUGGAUGAGUAUGAGUGGUGGGGUAGUGAUUUCGAUAAUAUUAAUAAAUUAUUUUUAAACAAACAUCCGUAAUAUACAUUUUUUUUUCUCAUUUA